UGCAUGCAGCUGGUCAUGUGACCUAAAAGAUGAUGUAAACACAUCAUUGCAGCUGCAGUGAAGAACAUGAGAAUAUGAGAUGGGUUUUGUGUGAUCAUCUGUGAGUUUGACUCCAGCAUGAGCGUCUGUCCGUCAGCAGGAUGCAGAAACCUGAGAAGCUCUUAUGCAGCAGAUAAAUAGAGAUUCACAACCUGCCGAGAUGGUUUGCAUUCUCACUCUUUUUGCAUCCGUUUUCUCAGCUUUUAUUGUGUCAGGACACAGUGUGAUGCUGGAUUACAACCAUAAUGUCAUUAAUGUGGCAAACUUUGCCAUGGAUGUCCACAAUCGCAUGAAUAGCUAUCCGUAUGCCUUUAAAGUGGUGGAUAUCAUAUCAGACGCAGCUCAGCUCUAUCCUCCUGCACGGGUUAAAUACAUGCUACAGAUACAAGCUGCGCAGACAGUCUGCGAGAAUCACGCCAGUGUGAAUGUGACAAACUGUGCUUUGGAGUCUAAUGGAGAGAUCAUGAGCUGUUCCUUCAGUGUCAUUGCAGUGCCAGGAAAUGAUUAUAUUCCCAAACACCUGCUGUCAGAUCAGUGUGUCUGACUUGAGGAUUUUGAUGCUUUCUAAUGGUAGAAUGUUGUCUGCAAUACAAGCUUUAUUCAAGCCUUAAUGCUUCUAGUAUGUUAAAUUUUCAUGGUCAGUAAUUUGUUUUGUUUUAUAGUAUAUCAUCAGCUGUUAUUAUCAAUAUAAGUAAUAUAAAAGCAUGUGUUUCUAGUUAAAAUAGCAUAUCUUAAUGAAUCAUUGAAGUGCCAGAAAUUAAAUAAAAAAUUAAUUGUGCCACAGUA
Messenger RNA from Labeo rohita (rohu), 825 nucleotides. RefSeq lists its product as uncharacterized. Gene Ontology annotation, molecular function: cysteine-type endopeptidase inhibitor activity. Bases 164 to 583 code for a protein of 139 amino acids. The transcript has 4 exons. The record is from RefSeq and is a predicted model, not a curated record. NCBI's taxonomy places the organism in Eukaryota, Metazoa, Chordata, Actinopteri, Cypriniformes, Cyprinidae.